Molecule: messenger RNA, 1681 nt
Organism: Aspergillus neoniger CBS 115656
Lineage: Eukaryota; Fungi; Ascomycota; Eurotiomycetes; Eurotiales; Aspergillaceae
Product: diacylglycerol acyltransferase type 2A
Exons: 2
Coding region: 263-1489 (408 amino acids)
Biological process (GO): triglyceride biosynthetic process
Cellular component (GO): endoplasmic reticulum membrane
Molecular function (GO): diacylglycerol O-acyltransferase activity
Source: RefSeq, a predicted model, not a curated record
CACGGUCUCACCACUUCGACGAAGCAUCUGCAUCUUCUAGCCGCUAGCUUCAAGGCUUUUGGGAUAUAUUCGCUGUCUUGGGAGCUAUCGAAUUAUUUGGCUAUCAAUCAUUACCUGGUACUCAGGUGAUAAGCCCACAAUUGAAGCCCAGUCAAAACAAGUUCGGAUCCUUUGACGUGUUCAUCAUCCAACUCGAGAUAAAUAUUUCAGAAGCGGUGUCUCGGACUCGCUCUGGUCUAUUUUCUACGCAUCCGGUCAACGGAUGUCGCCCUCCGAUACACCACCAGGCCUUGUUCCAUCUGGCCAGGAAAAUGCAGCGCUACAACCUACAGCUACUGAAGGGUCUCUCAAAGGGCUCUGGAAACGAGCCAGUUUGCCAUACAAGGCAAGGUCGUCCGUAAUGCCUGAUGGUACUGCUCCCCAAGCAGCCCAAGAAACCAUGAAGGAGUCAAGGGGGCCAAGUAUCCGUUGGGCCCCACUCAAUGUUGGACUCGAACGGCGCUUACAGACUCUGGUGGUGUUAUGCCAUACUCUGACCAUAGCGAUCCUGUUAACAGCAUUUUUCUUCGUGUGUGCAAUCCCCUUGUUCUGGCCUAUCAUACUGCCUUACCUUAUCUAUAUAUCCCUUUUUUCAACGGCAGCCACGUCGGGUGAUUUGAGCGGUAGGUGUGACUUCUUACGUUCACUCGGCGUGUGGUCAAUAUAUGCAUCGUAUUUCCCGGCCCGCUUGCAUCGGUCAAAACCUCUCCUCCCAACCCGGAAGUAUAUUUUUGGUUAUCAUCCGCAUGGAAUCAUCUCUCAUGGCGCUUUUGCAGCGUUUGCUACCGAGGCUCUUGGUUUUGCAAGACUCUUCCCUGGUAUCACCAACACCUUGCUUACGCUUGAUUCAAAUUUCCGAAUUCCCUUCUACAGGGAAUAUGCGCUAGGCAUGGGGAUUGCCAGUGUCUCGCGCGAGUCAUGCGAGAACCUGCUAUCAAAGGGCGGCAUUGAUGGGGAAGGAAUGGGACGUGCUAUAACUAUCGUCAUAGGUGGUGCUCGCGAGUCUCUUGAUGCUCUUCCGCAUACACUGCGCCUUGUACUCAAGAGGCGUAAAGGUUUUAUCAAACUGGCAAUUCACACUGGCGCCGAUCUUGUGCCUGUACUGGCCUUUGGUGAAAAUGAUCUCUAUGAACAAGUGCGCUCUGAAAACCAUCCUCUUAUACACAAAUUGCAGAUGCUGGUCAAACACACAUUGGGUUUCACUAUCCCGUUAUUCCAUGCCCGUGGCGUGUUCAACUAUGACGUCGGUUUGAUGCCAUAUCGUCGGCCACUCAACAUUGUUGUCGGUCGUCCAAUCCAUGUUGUGCAGCAGCGUGAUAGGGGGAAGAUCGACGAUGAUUAUAUAAACCAUCUCCAUUCCUUGUACGUGCAGGAAUUAGAAAGAAUAUGGGAAGAGUGGAAAGAUAAAUAUGCAAAGGAUAGGACAUCGGAGAUCGAAAUCGUUGCUUGACGAACGCUAACAGUGAAAUUUAUCGGAGACAAAGGAGGGGGUUUGUUCUGUAUCUCUAUCUUUAUACAUAUGCUUAUAUAUACUUGUGUCUAGAUAUUUAGGUUAUUAGGCACAUAAGGUUUCAGGUGAGAACGGAAUUAGGCUCAAGGUCUGACUAUAUCUAUUAUUAUUAUUAUUAUUAUUAUUAUUAUC